Messenger RNA from Hypomesus transpacificus, 1100 nucleotides. It is a transcript of the gene ptgdsb.1, whose product is annotated as prostaglandin D2 synthase b, tandem duplicate 1. Lineage: Eukaryota; Metazoa; Chordata; Actinopteri; Osmeriformes; Osmeridae. Gene Ontology annotation, molecular function: small molecule binding. The transcript is spliced from 6 exons. Bases 72 to 623 code for a protein of 183 amino acids. The record is from RefSeq and is a predicted model, not a curated record.
CGUGUUUCCCUCUCGGUGUACACCACCUCUUCUUUACACACACACACACACUCUCGUGAAGAGCUGAAACCAUGAAGACUGAGAUGUUGACAGUGUUGGCAGCGCUGCUGUGUGGAGCAGCCGUCUGCACUGAAAUCGUACCCACCAAAGACUUCAGUCUGGAGAAGAUGGCUGGCAAGUGGUACUUGGUUGGCUUUGCCACCAACGCAGCCUGGUUUGUGAACCACAAGGCUGGUAUGAAGAUGGGCACUGCCACCAUGGUGGCCACAGCUGGCGGAGAUCUGGACCUGUCCUACGCCAACCUGAAGGAAGACGGUAGCUGCUGGAGAAUGACUCACCUGGCCAAGAAGACUGACACCCCUGGACGCUUCACCUUUGUCAGCCAGCGUUGGAACAAUGAGAAUGACAUGCGUGUGGUGGAUGUCCAGUCUGAUGACUAUGCUCUGGUCCACACCAUCAAGACCAAGGAGGGAGUGUCGGAGGUCCUCAACAAGCUCUACAGUCGCAGUCCUGAGGUGAGCGCUGCCCUUCAGGAGAGGUUCCGACAGUUCUCCGAGGAUACGGGAAUCCUGCCUAGCAACAUCGCCAUGCUGCCAAAGAACGAUGAAUGUAGAGAGGCUUAGACUGCCUCCAUCCUCCCACUUUCACUCUCACACACACAAACACACCCUCUCUCUCUCUCUCUCUCUCUCUCUCUCUCUCUCUCUCUCUAACACACACCCUCUCUCUCUCUCUCUCUCUCUCUCUCUCUCUCUCUCUAACACACACACACCCUGCUCACCAUCCUGGGACCUGUCUGCAGCUGUACUACCAAGCUAAAGCUAAACACCUACAGAGACCUGAUAGCUCCACCCUACCCUAAACACCUGCUACAGAGAGCUGCUAGCUCCACCCUGGCGCUUCUACCAGAUCUCCCUCCCCCAGACCCCCUCCCCCCCUGGUCCUCCAGUGGAGUCUGGGAGGACAGGUCAGCUGUUUUAGGACCAAGCUCCUCUCCUGUCUCCACCCUCCCCAUCUCCACAUGUCAACAAGUCAUUUUUUUAUACCGCUGAUUUCUGUUGUUGUGAUUUGCUUUAUUGAAAUAAAAUUGUGUAAAAAUG